Messenger RNA from Cygnus olor (mute swan), 11595 nucleotides. It is a transcript of the gene LRCH2, whose product is annotated as leucine rich repeats and calponin homology domain containing 2. The transcript has 22 exons. The coding region runs from base 80 to 2377 and encodes 765 amino acids. NCBI's taxonomy places the organism in Eukaryota, Metazoa, Chordata, Aves, Anseriformes, Anatidae. The record is from RefSeq and is a predicted model, not a curated record. Gene Ontology annotation, molecular function: protein binding.
GGCGGCGCCUGCGCAGUGGCGUGGCGGCGGCGGGCGGCCCCGCUGUUGUUAUUGUGGGGCUGGGCUGCGCCGCGCGAAGAUGGCGGCCGGGCAGGGGGGCGGCGGCAACGGGAACGGCAACGGCAACGGGCCGGGCGGGCUGGGGAUCCCCGCUCACCUCACGCUCUCCUUCUCGGCCGGGCCGCACUGGGGCGCGGCCACCCUGCCGCAGCCGCACACGGUGCGCAGCCUGGACCGGGCCCUGGAGGAGGCGGGCAGCUCGGGCAUCCUCUGCCUCAGCGGGAGGAAGCUCCGCGACUUCCCCGGCAGCGGCUACGACCUCAGCGACACCACGCAAGCAGAUCUUUCAAAGAAUAGAUUUACUGAAAUUCCUUCUGACGUCUGGCUGUUUGCACCACUGGAAACUUUAAAUUUGUAUCAUAACUGCAUCAAAUCCAUUCCGGAAUCGAUAAAAAAUCUACAAAUGCUUACCUACCUUAACAUUAGUCGAAAUCUUUUAUCAACAUUGCCAAAAUACCUGUUUGAUCUUCCGCUUAAAGUUCUGGUUGUCAGUAAUAAUAAGCUGGUCUCCAUUCCAGAAGAAAUAGGAAAGUUGAGAGAUCUAAUGGAGCUGGAUGUCAGCUGUAAUGAACUUCAGGUUCUUCCUCAGCAAAUAGGAAAACUGCAGUCACUUAGAGAAUUAAACAUAAGAAGAAAUAAUCUCCAUAUGUUGCCAGAUGAGUUAGGAGACCUUCCCUUGGUAAAGCUGGAUUUUUCUUGUAAUAAAAUCACAGAAAUUCCAAUUUGUUACAGAAAGUUACGUCACUUACAAGUAAUAGUUUUGGAUAACAAUCCAAUGCAGAUACCACCAGCACAGAUAUGCUUAAAGGGUAAAGUACAUAUAUUUAAAUUCCUCAGCAUUCAGGCAUGCCUCAGAAUAGAUAAAAAACCAGAUUCCUUGGAUCUUCCAUCACUGGGUAAACGAAUCCCUUCCCAGCCACUCACAGACAGCAUAGAGGACUUUUAUCCCAAUAAAAAUCACGGACCAGACUCUGGCAUUGGAAGUGAUAAUGGGGAUAAAAGAUUGUCCACAACAGAACCAUCUGAUGAUGAUACAAUCAGCCUUCACUCCCAGGUAUCAGAAUCAACAAGAGAACAGACAUUGAGGAACGACAAUCAUGUAAUGGGAAGUAAACUCGAUCCACAGAAAGACCAGGAGGUGUAUGAUUACAUUGAUCCAAAUGCAGAAGAGGGAGCUGUUCCUGAGCAAGGAGAUGUGCAGAUCGGACCAUUGCUGUCCUAUAUCAAGGAACGGGGAAAACAUCCUGAAAAAUCCCAAAAGAUAGAACAGAAUGAGGACUGGGGAGAUGAAAAACGACUUCAGAAGGAACAGCCGUUGGCUGAAGAAGAUGAUGAAAUCAAAGAAGUGACUGACUUGAGAAAAAUAGCAGCUCAGUUACUGCAGCAAGAACAAAAACACAGACGAAGGCCAUUAAGCUAUAGAACUUCAUUCAGUGAAAAACUCUUCCAGAGGACAAGGGCAGCAGGACGUGCAUCAAGGCUUCUUAAUCAUUCAGCUUCAGUAAGUGCAAGGAACAGGCCAAAGCAGCCAAUGGAAUCUGAAAAAUGUGUCUCAACAGAUGAAGUCAAUUCUCCAGUGUCUCCAUACAGCUGGCAGCCACUGGAAAAUCAGAAGGAUUCAAUGGAUGAGCAGCAUUGGCCAGAAACACAGCCAGUGAUUUGGCAGAAUGAAGAAAGGAGGAGAAGUAAACAAAUUAGAAAAGAGUAUUUCAAGUAUAAGUCUUCCAGAAAGAGUUCAAGUGGAAAUGAAAAUGAUGAGCAAGACAGUGAUAAUACUAAUGUGUCCCCACAGUCUCCUGUGUCGUCUGAGGAUUAUGAAAGGACAGAUAGUAACACUCACGGACCAUUUGGUCUCAGACCAAGGUCAGCUUUCAGCCGUGCAUCUCGCCAAGACUAUGGAGCAAUGGAUCCUGGAUUUACAAUGAGGAGGAAAAUGGAGCAUUUAAGGGAAGAAAGGGAACAAAUAAGACAACUUCGCAAUAAUCUUGAAUCAAGGUUAAAAGUAAUUUUGCCAGAUGAUAUUGGAGCAGCAUUGAUGGAUGGAGUAGUUCUUUGCCAUUUAGCCAAUCACAUAAGACCACGCUCUGUUGCCAGCAUUCAUGUACCAUCGCCAGCAGUGCCUAAACUCAGUAUGGCAAAGUGCCGAAGAAAUGUUGAAAACUUUCUUGAUGCUUGUAAAAAAUUGGGUGUUCCACAGGAGAGACUUUGCUUGCCUCAUCACAUUCUGGAGGAAAGAGGCCUUGUAAAAGUUGGCCUCACUGUUCAAGCUCUGCUUGAAUUGCCUACACUGAAAGUAUCUCAGCUUUCCUCCAUGUAACAUGACUUCUUGGAAACUAGGCAACUUAACAUUUGAUCUGUUGGAUUGCUCUGGAGCAGUUCAGCUUCCUACACGGGAACAUCCAAGCCAUCAAAAACUAUCUGUCCAGAUGCUGUAGAGCGCCUUACUUUGAAGUUGGACAUGAAAACCUUGGAGUCAGCUGACGUUAAAAGACCGUAAUGAUUUUUUUGUCUUCUGGAUGCACAAAGAGAUUUUGGUAGCAUCUGGUUCUCUUUCCAGUUCAUUUAAGUUAAAACCUGCCAUUUAUCAUCUCAGAGUGUUACAGUUAAAUGCUGGAUUUCUUUUUCUACAUGGAAAAUGUUUGAAUUAGUUUAGAAGUACAAAACCUGAUUCCCCCUUGCUUGAGUGAUUAAAGUAAAUCAUUUGAUUCAAAGGUAAAACAAAAAUGUAGCGAUGGUAUGAUGGUAAAAAUACAGUGACUGAUAAUUGUAAUCCACUUUCAUUCUCUCAGAAAGCUUUAUGUGUGUUCUUUAUUUUUUUUUUGCACUCCUGAUUGUAAUUUACGCACUUCCAACAUUGCCAGUAUUUAGUCUGAGUGUAUGGUGAUUACACAAAACAGUAUAGAAUGGGAAAAAGGACACAUUGAGUUUUUUCCAGUCUUCUAGGUUGGUGCCAAAUAUUUUUUUCAGUUGUACUGUAGAUUGUUUACAUGUGAAGUGCCUGUGUAAUUGAUAACUCUUAAUAGUCUUAAACAUUUUUGAAAUUUGUUUUAAAAUAGAUAAAAUGGGAAUUUUUAAAUAUUUUAAUAGUUUUUUGUAAAAUCAAUACGUGAAGAUUUAAGUAAUACUUCACAUUUUUGAUGUUGGGUGUUUUACGUUUGUUGCACAAUUGAUAAUUCUGUUGUCUAAUAAUUAGAAAAUACUGUAAAUACACUUUAUUUAUGAUAUUUAAUUUGAUAAUACUUAAUCAUUUUUUGGUUUAAUGUAUUGUUGGAUAAACAAAACUGUCUACUUUUCUUUGUUUGAGGCAAACAAAUAUACAUGAUGAGUAAGAUGAGGACUAGUAAUGCAUACAGAAUAAUUUAGGACAUUUUGAUAAAACUGCCCAAAUCUCAGGUUUAUGCUGUGACUUUCAGGAUUUUAUGUAAUAAUGCUCCUGAUUUCACUUUACAUUUUUACAACAGGUAUAUCCAUAAUUUAGUUGAGAAAUCUGUGUUUAUCUUCAUAGUGUUUACAGGAUUUAUUGUGUAAUUUACAGAAGUGUGUGGCAUAGCACACAAAUUAGUUUGUACAAAUGUCACUUUGCUGAAACAUUAGACUUUUCUGGGCAGAUUUAAAAAAGAAAUUCCCACGGUGGUGUUCUUUUUGAAACUUUUGAGUUUAUGCAUUUGCUUACUUCUACACAGAUUCUUGGUGUUUUGAGAACAUUCUGAACCAACUCACAGUUGAGUUCCUUUCCAAACAAGUUGCAAAUAAUUUCAGUAGUAAAACUGUUUGAAUUAGUUUUUUCUUCAUGAAUGCGUAGCUCAAUUAAAAAAAAAAGUUUUGACUGUCACAGAUUUUCUCUUUUAGGCUAAGUUAAUUUCGAUGAAAGUAUAUGUUUGCCUAUUCUGUAACAGGAUUUGAUUCUGUUCUUUCCAAUUCGUCAAGAAGCCAUUUAAGGCUUCACAGCUCAUUGAGAAGCCUUCAAACUGUGUUUAAAAGGUGUAAAACUUAAUUUGCAAAGUCCUAGAUCUAAAUCUUAGUUUCUUUAAAUAAAAUAUGUAUGUAAUCUAUAUUGCUUUGACCUUUGAAACGUGGUAUUUACUGUAUCUCUAAUUGGGUUUUAAAUCAUUCACAUAAUACUUACUUUAACAAUUUAAGUUAUUUUUUACAAAAGGCAGUAUCUGAAGUCAUGCUAAGACUAAAAUGAAAAAAUAAUAUAUUAAGCAGACUUCUUGUUACUGUGUGCUACAUUUGAAGAACUUAUUCAAAAGGAGUAUUUCAUUGUCUUUCAAUUCUUUGCUAUAUGGUAUUUGAUGGCAAUGACAGUACUGAAGUUCUGCUUCAGUGUGCUAGCCAUAGAAUUGAUACCUGUAAAUUGCCACUUUAAAUUAUCUAACUUAAAUCAAUCUACACUACUAUUUAAUUGCCAUUUAAAUGUUAUCUUAAAGUAACACUCUUAUCCAAAUAGCAAUAAAUUUAUGAAGUUAUCAUAUCACAGUGUAAACAUUUAAGAAUUCCCUUGAUGUAUCAUGCCAGAUCAGUUAUUUAAUCUUAGCAUAUUACUUCCUAAGUAACAUGAGAACUGGAUAUGGAACUAAUGUACUCACUUUGAAUUGUACCUCUGAAAUUGAAAACUAUGGAAAUAACAUUUAUUUUUUUAACUACUCUAGAAUUCUUCCCCACGGGUUUGCUAGGACCAGACUGGCUUUGCUGCUCUUUGGAAAUUAUUAUGGACUUCUUAAUGCUUAUGGGAAAGGAUAUUCAUGGUACUUAGAGGAUUUCCUUCUUAGCAUUGCAAAGGUUAAGGCCUUCCAGUAUCCUUAGGAACAGUCUGAGAAAAGGUCUGCUAUGCCUAGAUGAAUCUUCUCUCAUCUUUCUUUAGGUGCUUCUACAAAUAAUUCUCUAAAGUAACGAUACAGUUAGCUGUUACUUCCAUGAUUUUUAGAAGCAACUGCAAAAGAGAUACUAAAAAAAUAAUUUGAAGGUAAAAUUUUAAUUUUAAAGAAGCAUAUGGGAAUUGUUCCUGUCCUCCCUGUACAAGAAGUUGCCUACUAUCUCCUCACUUUUUAUUUGAUUCCUAGCAUCUUAUUUUUUGGUUUGUUUACUGAUUUAGUGACUUCAUGUUAUUCGUUACUGCAUGUGACCUCCUCCUCCCUCUUUACUUUUUUAAAGUGACUUUUUAACUGUCUUUAGUGAAUCCAGAGUCCCUGCUCCAACAAUUAGCACAUUUGAGAUAUUCUUUUCUUAUUUUGUUUAGGAUGCAAUGUCAUUACUUAAUGUUUGAUGCAGCUAAUGGAUUGUUAAAAAGAGAAGCCUAAUUCUUAUCAUAGUCCCUCAAUUUUUUUUCCUUUUGAUGUGAAGAAAAGAUAACAUGAAAAGCUUUAGGAAACUGUAUUAAGUUUUCCUAAUAUAUUUGAGUUAACUAGGGUGCUUUUGUUAUUGUGGAUGCUAUACAAAGUUACUGCAAUAAUGUGAUACGAACUGUAAAUUACUGACAGGGUUUCUGCCCUUGUGUAUUUUUUCUAUUUUCUAUUUUACUGGAUGCAGCAUCUCGCACAUGAAUGAUCUUUUUUUAAGCAAUAAUGUCUCAGAUAUUGUGAGAUCGUAGAGCAGUGGCACUGAAAUAAUUAAAGUGUGGUGACUUCAGACACAGUAUCUCAGAAAUGCUUCCCAUCUAUUCUAUAACACUGCCAGUCCAGUGUGCUGGUUGGAGUAUCGCUGGAGACCCAGAAACCUGUCUACACACAUGUAUCUGAAGGCCUUCAAUAACAUAACCAAAAAUUAACAUUAUCAUAAAAUAGAGGAAUACAUUUGAAACAAUAAAUAACUGACAUGAAUCAUAGGAAUUUCUAGGUAAAAUCCUAGUUAUAAUGGAGUCAGUGCGAAUUUUGCUCUUGACUUCAGUAAGAGAUUUUACUGUUAGAUUAUGGAACACCUGAGGUAGAGGCAGUGGUGAAACAUGACUUAAACUUGUUUGAAGUGAGCAAAGCUUUAGUGUCAAUUUCUUGACUAAAAAUAGUAAUCUCUGGUUAGCAACGGGAAGCUGCUAAUAUUACACAUUGAUUUAUAUAUUUAAUACAAAUAUUCUGAUGUGCCAUACAGUACUAAGAUGGUAGGAAAAAUAACUCCUAAGCACUGCUUUCAUACUGUGGAAUGUAUGUCACCUCAAAAAAUUACAGGUACCAUCAGUUACUUUGCAGUGCUAAAACCUUUCUUACUUCAAAUAUUUGGUAAUUUAGCAACACUCUUCUCAGAUUGACAUAAUCUGGCCAAAUUUAAAAAAAUAAAUAAAUAAAUUGAAAAGAUACCUAUUUUCACUAAAAGCAAAUUUCCAUGUAUCCUCAGUAUUGAGGAGAAGGACAAGUUUGGCAUUAUGUCCUUCUGCUAAUUUUAAAAAUUUUAGUACAAAAGGUAACUCUUGUGUGUAAUGCAGCAGUGAUCUCCCUGUUUGUCUCUGGAUAGGGCUGUAUACCAAUGCAGAGGUCAGGUACUUUAAUAAUGUACCAAAAUCUUAGUCAAGUAGUAAGCAAAACCUUAUUCAAUGUAUUCAAUGUUAAAUCGAUAUAUAUAUAUAUAUAUAUAUAUAUAUAUAUUAGUGUCAGGAUAGUGGAUUUCAACUGAAUGCAAUGUAAGCAUGAGUUUUUGAAGGAGUUUUUGCACUUUCUGUGGAUAGGAAAUGAUUUUGUACUGGUAAACAAAAUUUCUCUUUUUUUUCCUCACAAAGUCAGGCUAAUGUCUGUGUUUAUUUUGAGAGGUACAUCAUAUUAAAUAGUGAUCAUUACAACAUACAGCUGAUGAAAUAUUUCCAGCUUACGGAUAACCCUUUUAAAUUAUUUUUAAAGAGAAAAUGCCACUAUGGCCAGGAAUUGGAAAUAAUACAGUUGUCCAAGGAGAGGUUACUCUGAGUUGCAACAUGAGUGUAUGUUAAAUUGCUUCAGAAGAAAAAGGUUUUUUUGGAAAGAAUUAGCAGAGAAAGAAAUGUUUUUGAAACUACUUCAUGUUGAGGGACACAGGUGGCUGACCAGUUCCUGGUUCAUCUUUAACUUGGACCUUUCUGUAGAGGUUGCAGUAACGAGAAGAUUGGCAUCUUUGUUUUCCCAGAGAUUGUUUGAUUUUGGAUAACUAUGCCAGUUCUGCAGGAUUCAUUGUGUUAAUUGUGCAGAGAGCACUAUCCAUCCCCAAGCACAGGGUAGGGCACCUCGCUGAUGCCACAUGCCUUCCCUCUGGCCUUCUAAUCAGGUGAGGAGCUACAGUGGGCAUGUGUGUCAAGGCUUGUCUGGGUGAUGCGCCUUCUGAAGACAUCAUCUCCUUGCUUUGUGCUGCUGCCUCCUUCCCCACUGGCUGGCAUUCUUUUAAAUAGAUGGUUGCAAUCUGAACAAAAAAAUCUAAGGAAAGCGAUAAUAUCUAAGAGUAAUAGAAAAAUAGAUGUUUGCUAAUAUUUACCUUCUACCAGUAAAGACGUGAGACAGAGAAAGCUUGUUCUAGAAACCAGACAACUUCACUUGCUGAAAAUUGCACCAUGACUCUAGCAGGUUAGGGUCACUUGUCCUCUUGAAUGCAUAAAAAUGAUACUGUUUCCUCUUCAAUACGCAGAACACGCUCUGGGAUAUAUGUAAUUUAAACAUGAGGGAAAGGCCAACUUUUUAAUCAGAAAUUUUGUCAGAUCUUUUUGGUUACCUAAUAUGAAAGCAAAAAAUUCUCUUCCUAUCAAGAAAGCACCUUCUGCUGAUCUUGUUUAUUAAAAUAGAAUGUGAUGAGCUGAAUUCCAGUUUAAUCUUGCCGCUACAGGAGCAAUUCUGGCUCCUGUGUUUUUUACACAAUAAACUGCUGCUUUGCUUUAUAAAUUGUCUUCACGUAUUUCACAUACUACAGUCCUGACAUUAUGUGUAUUAAAACUGUAGUUUUAUGCUGUAUUUGUUCCAUUGCUGUUUUUGACUUUUCCAAUAUGGGAAGCAAAGGGGAUUGCUAUAAGCUACAUUAUGAAUUUCUCUAGAAGGAAUAGAAGUUAUUGUAAAAAUGACAUCAGGCAUUUUAUAGCCAACUACAAUUUUUAAGAGGGACUUUAAAUUUUUUUCCUCAUGCAUACACAUUUUAGAAUCCUGAUCUUGAAACAAACAAACCAACUUCAGUAGGUCUUUACACAACUUGCUUAGUCCCUUACCACACAUUAAAGGAAAAAAAUGGCUUGAACUGUGACAGCAUAUUAAAUUGUUUUGGGAGACUUUCAGUUGACUUCAGUGAGAUCAGAAUUGCCCUCAAUAGUUUUGUAAGUGAGCUAAAACACGAAGUUAGUAAUUUAAAAUGAAUUUGAGGCAUUAACAAGGAUUUCCUCGCUUCUUUCAAAAUUGUGUGAAAUAAGGCAAACAUGACGCUUAUUUCCCAGUUCUAACUUUUUAAGGGCAGAUUGUGAAAUAGCUGCUAUUUGGAAAUAACCGCAAUGAUACUUCUUCUUUUGUUUUUAAAUACAAGCGAACCGAUGAAAUCUUUCCAGAAUUGCUAUAUUCAUUUAGGAUUUGGUUGUGCCAUUCUUGGCAUGAAAACUCCCACUGUUCAGUAUUAAAAGCCUUUCUAGAGCAUGUGCAAGAUUAUGCUUUUUAAAUGAAAAUGUUAACACAUUUGAGUUUACUGAGUUGAUGUGAUAUGGUAAGCAUUCCUGCAACUCUGGGAAUUCCUAGUUGCAACAAUUAAUGUCUGUUGUACCAGCAGGUAAAUUUUUGAUGCUUGUGAGGGGCUUAUGGAGGCAUUGCAAAAGGGUUGGUUGGUGGAUUAUGUUGGAAAUGUGAAUACUCUUUUACUAAUGUGUAAUGUGUAGAACGAGGAAAAUGUGAUUGCUUUAUAGUUAUCACUUCGUAUUCAGUUAUUUUAUUUUAUAAUUUGUGGUUAUAAAACUCAGAAAAUACAACAUAGCCAAAUGAUCAAUAUAUAAAUGUGUGCAAAACAUGACAGAAGUAGUUCUGAGGCACAGUUGGAGAGUGAUCAUUUAAAAAUAGAUGCUUAAAUUGUGUAUAUACUUGUAACAUCUAUUUGAUAGCGCAAUUCAUUUUGCAUUUCAUGUUCUUGUAAAGUGCAUUUUCCACACUUCUGAAGUUUGUCUACCUGUACAAUACUGUAUUAAGUCUUUUUUUCAGGACUUCCAUUAUUGCUGGAGCUUCCAACAUGUAUUUUUUUUUUUUAAAAUGUUCCUACUGUUAUUUUUUGUAAAUAGUUUUUUGUAUUAAAUUUGCAUGGAUAAAACCCACAUUUCCAAAAGCAGUGUACAUACUAUGUGUAUAAAAUACAAACUGUUUCAUAACUCAUGUAGUCAAUUUAUUCAAUUUGAUUUCACUUCAGUUUUUACAUAUACUUCAAUUUGUACAUAUUCAUGGUAAAUAAUGAGAAUUUGUAUGUUCUUUCAAAUGUAUAUAUUGCCAUUUUGAUAUGCAAUUAGGCAAGUCACUUAUCUCUCUAAAAUGUUGACUCUUAUGCCAUGGAAAUAUAUGAUACUUCUACACGUGAAGUAUGGUAGAUUUUUCUGGUUGACCAACAGAAAAAUCAAUGGUGAGAAUAAGCGACGGCAAAGACACGUUCACUUGUAGCAGCGUAUUUAUUCAUUUGCAAGCUUUUCCUGUCUUACACAACAUGAAAGUCACCUGAUGUCUUCUUACAGCACAUCCGUUUGGCACAAUAUAGUUUUUUUAAAGUAGGAUCCGCUUUCCUUCCACGCCCUGGGCUAGAGGUAGCAAUGGUACAGACCACCUUUUGCUUGGUUUGCAGUCAUUAAUUCCAGCACCAGGGAAACAGAACUGGCAGGUUUUGCCAGUCGCUAUACUUAAUUUAUGUAGGUUGAAAUAUACCAUUUAACAAAAUUGAUUUUUACUUUAAUUUCUUUGUUUAAAUAUUUGAAGAAUUUCACUAUGUCGACCUGAAUUUUGGUAGUAAAAGAUCUUUGAGAGAUGUGUUUCCCUGUGAGACUUUUUGUUCUCUACCUGCACCACCCACUUGUUCUUCAUUUGUUGAUGAAGCACAAUUUGGGACUUUUUAAAGCAGAAAUUGAGGAACAGCAAUACUGGAAGUGAGCAUCCCUCAACAAAUGCAUUUAGACAGUUGGACCUUCUUUUUUUUCCAGUUAGCGCUGAAGUGUUUGUGAGGGUUUGUUCCGAGUCUGUUCAGUUUCCAGCUCUAAAGAAAGCUUUACUCUUACAAAAAGACUUUGUGAGUCUACAAGAGGAAUGGCUGCGUGUGCCUCUGUUUCAGGCUGAAACAACGAACCAUGUCAGUCCUUCGCGAUCUGCGUGAGGAAAGUCACUGUUGAAGAAGGGAAGUGUUGUAAGCAAAAAAAAAAAAAAAAAAAAAGGCAAUUUCCACAAGACUUUUUGAGAGAAAUGGAGAAUACAUGAAGUCUUUCAGUGUAAUUAUUUUUAAUUUGAAUUUGUUAGAUUUGAUCAGGGUGCCACAAAUGAGUAUGUUCCUUCAUAAUUUGGUUAUUAGCUGCCUUGGUAAAGGUGUCUGCUGCUGGCAGACUGCAUCCAUUCCAGCAGUGUUUGAGAACUAGUAAAUGAGUACAUUUUACAGAACGCAGUGCUUUCUCCCCUCAGUGAUUCUCCAGGUAGUUGCUCUUGGUUUCUUAUAGGCUCUCCUGACUGCACUUUUCUUUUCACACAUCACACAGGGCUCACUCCACUUCUGUUUCCUAAAGCAAAAUACAACUUCUCUUUUCACAGUUGAAAUCUGUGUUUCCUACUAUAGUCUAUCAGAUACCUGCAAUGUACUCAUGGCAUUCCUGCUUAUAUACCUUUUUUUUUCCAAUGUCUAGAGCUGCUCUUGUGCAUUGGUUAAGGCUCAUUGUUAUGACUGUAGCCUUUUAAUUUUUCUAUCUGAUUAAGGUAGGUCUACACUGAUGAUGGAUAUAAUUACAGUGCUCCAGGCCAGCACUGCUGUUCUGAUACUCCUAGACUGUGGAAGCUACUUGAGGGCUUAAAAUAAAUAAAAUCGACUCCUCAUCCCUGGGUUUACAGAAGUUUCCUGUUUCUGAGACUGUAUUCAAACACGUUAAUCAGUUACUCUGACUACAAACAUCAUUCAAAUGGCUGUUAGAAACCUUUCCAAGAAUAUUUUUCAAAAGUAUAAAGUUUAAUGUUGCAAUGACUUUAGCACAUUAAACCAAUUUGCAAAAUGUGUAUGUAAUUGUUUGUCUUUUUAAUUAGUUAUGCCUCAUUAGUAAUGGAGAUCUCAUACUUAAUAAUGUUCUAAUUAUAUAGCCAAAGAGUAGAUUAUAAUACAAUCAGCUAGUUUUCAGUUAUAACACAUUGCCUUCAGAACUGAGGGAUGCAUAACUCAGUGCAAUAGCUUACAGCUAAUGGUAAGAAGAAUUAGAACAUGUAAACUUUUCUGAAAUUCACAGGUGAUUGUUAAAGGUUUGACUUUGUAUCAUCUUACCAUAGGUUUCAUAACAGUGGGGAAAUGGAACAACUAGAUUGUGUAGAACUGUAGCCUUUUUUUGCUAGUAUUUAAAUAUGACAAACUUACUCUAAUAUUUGUAUUUUUCAGCAACUUAAUAAACAUCUUCCUAGAGUA